Messenger RNA from Scophthalmus maximus (turbot), 2353 nucleotides. RefSeq names its product nuclear factor of kappa light polypeptide gene enhancer in B-cells inhibitor, epsilon (gene nfkbie). NCBI's taxonomy places the organism in Eukaryota, Metazoa, Chordata, Actinopteri, Pleuronectiformes, Scophthalmidae. Bases 423 to 1490 code for a protein of 355 amino acids. The record is from RefSeq and is a predicted model, not a curated record. Gene Ontology annotation, molecular function: protein binding. The transcript is spliced from 6 exons.
GGAUUCCCCCGCGUGACAAAAACAGCUUCGCCUUUCACAUGUCAGCUCUUCCCCUUCGCGCCCGCAGCUCAUGCUGCUACCGGAUAUCCAGACGACGGCUCGCCGCCGUUCCGCGACCAACUCCGUGGUAUGACCGUACCCUGCCGUAGCGACUUUGAAACAAACAGCCGAUAAUCGAUCAUCGACGCCGCGGGAGCUCCGAGCGAUGUGCCAUCGGUUAGUGGAAUGAAACGCGGCGGCUCCUCUCUCUGCUUUCACGAAGGCGGUUUCCUCAGGUGCCACCGGCCGGAACCCGGAGUCUGGGCACCGAGCGGCGGCGACAACCGCUGCUAGCCCGCGAGUCCUCCGGGGAAGGAGGGAGUGUGCGUGGGGAGGGGGGGGAACCCAGCGAGGCCCCUGCCAUCAUCUCCACCACCGGCGCCAUGGCGAGCAGCAGGAAGGACGACUCGCUGCUGGAGUACGCUGCGGAGAACCGCGCGGACUCGGGCAUCGACUCGUACCGCUCCAUGCUGAAGUCGGAGGAGCCCCGCGAGCCCCGGGAGCCCGGCGCGGACACCGGCGGGCCGCCGCGGGAGAAGUUCUCCGCCGCCGCCGCGGAGGAGCGGCUGGACUCCGCCUACGGCUCCUCGUCCAUCACCGGGGAGAGUCUGUCGGAGCUGGUGGAGAGCUGCGCGCUCUCCGGCGGCGCGGAGGAGCGGACGCGCAGCGCCGCCGAACUCUCGGAUCUGGAGGAGAACUUGCUCACGACGAUCACUGAGGAGGGAGACACAUUCCUGCACUUAGCAAUCAUCCAUGAAGACGAUUUCAUCACUCAGCACUUGAUAGAGAUUUUCCCAAAAGAAGUCCUGGACAUCCAAAACAAUUUAUACCAGAGCCCGUUGCACCUGGCCACCUAUCUGAACCUGACGCAUGUGGUGAAGAGCCUGGUUGGCAAAGGCGUGAGCCUGGAGCUGCAGGACCAGGACGGGAACACGGCGCUCCAUGUGGCCUGCCAGCACGGACAAACGGAGUGCGCCAGCGAGAUGACCAGCGAUGUCUCCCCGAGCAAACUGGCGCCAGUCCUCGAGACCCAGAACUGGAGAGGUCUCACCUGUCUUCACUUGGCGGCACUGAACAGGCAACAUCCGACAAUGAAGCUCCUGGUGAAAAAGGGAGCUGACCUGAACAUCCAGGAAGGAACCAGCGGGAAGACGGCUCUCCACCUCGCCGUCGAGCUGCACGACGUCGCGUCCGUGAAGCUGCUGCUCAGCAGGGGGGCCAACGUGGACGCCGCUAUGUUGAACGGCUGCACGCCGCUGCACCUCGCGGUGGGGAGGCAGGACGCCGCCAUCGCCAACCUUCUCUGCCAGGCCGGCGCCGACACAAUGCUGCGAAACAUGGAGGACGAGACGGCGCUGGACCUGGCCGACGGCAAUGAUGAUAUUCUGGCUCUAUUUCCUUUCGACGACAUCCAGAUCUCGGGGAGGUCAGUGGUUGGUGUGAAGUUCUGAGCUGAAUCAAAGUCUGAAAACAACAAAAAUGUUGAAAUUGUCUGGAGCUUCACUGUGGCUGGAAUUGAUUAAGGAAGAAAAAAAGAAGAAGCCGCAUUUGCGCUGAAGUUGAUAAUAAGUAGCGGCUGUAUUUGUAGUACACUCUGAUUUGAUCUAUAUUUAUAUAUUGUGUAGACAAAUAUGCAUACCUUAUAAAUCUUACUUCCCUCUGACAGAGGGAUUCUGGGUAAUUGAGCGCUGAUUUUUUUAAACAAUCAAUCUUUCUGAUUCAUCGGCUCAGUUGAUUUUGCUUCUUAACAUACUCCUCUGUACUCGGGGGCUGUACUCGGCUACGAAAGCCACCUGACUGUGAGUGCCAAACUUUCUAUGAGCAUGUUCAGCAUCCAUUAAAAAAAGAAAAAGAAAAAGAAAAAUUCUACCUCUUCAUCAUAUUGACCUAGUUUUAAUGGAACAUGCAAAAUUGCUUUGUUUCGCAGUUUCUCAAACUUUAUCAACGCUACGCCUUUGUGUUGGAAUGGACUUUUGAUUCUCUGGUGUUUUAAACUCUGGUCUUUCAUCGUAGCCACAGAGAGAGAGAGACUUGUAAUCCAAAGAGGACUAACUAAUAACAACCCUGCUUUUAUUUGUUUUGUUAGAAAACCAAUAACCAAUAUAGAAUUGUAAUUUAAAACACAAAAUGAAGCCUCUUCACCUUUUUUGAUCUUCCUUAAAGUUUGCUGCUUCAUGUUGUGGAACAGUUUUUCUCUAUUUAUCUCACUGCAGCCUUUAUCUGCAACAAUCUGUUCUUUGGUGUGUAAUUACAUUAGACUGUCUAGUUAACACGAGCAGUUCCUUUAUUUUGUAAUAAAAUGGAAGAAAACAAA